Cotesia congregata is the source of this 894-nucleotide messenger RNA. NCBI's taxonomy places the organism in Eukaryota, Metazoa, Arthropoda, Insecta, Hymenoptera, Braconidae. The record is from the annotation of a GenBank genome assembly.
AUGAAGAUCCUAGUGUUUUCAUUACUACUCAACAUCUCAAUACAAACCAACUUUCCGUCGGUUACGGUUACCGCUGAAAUGCUUCAGCAACGACUAGGUGUCAAUUCCAUCGAUAAAAGUUCAACUUCGAAACCCAUAUCAGACAUUGACUUACCACCAACUUUACCAAUGAUCUUUGGCACUGAAAAUUCUUCUGUUAUUUUUGCACAAUCUGGCUCAAUCGCAUUGUUACCGUGUAUUAUACACAACCUUGGCGACGGAACAGUGAGCUGGAUAAGACGAAAAGCAGUACAGCAGUUGUUAACAGUUGGGCUGUCGACAUAUGCAAGCGACGGACGAUUCCAAGCGAUCCACUUUCACCACAACGAAGAUUGGACUCUUCAAAUAAAAUACGUUCAGUCUAGGGAUGCUGGAAUAUAUGAGUGCCAAGUGUCCACUCAUCCACCCACGAGUAUAUUUCUGUUUCUCGAGGUCGUUGAGGCAAGCGCUGAAAUAGAUGGACCAGCAGAAAAAUUUGUACGACCAGGUAGUACACUUCAACUGCACUGUCAAGUAAAAAAGUCAACGGAAGUACCGUCAUAUUUGUUUUGGUUCCACAACUUCCGAAUGAUAAACUACGACGUGGAUCUAGGAGUAAAUGUCAGCACGGAUUUGACGAACCGUGAAAGCUGGCUCUACGUACCUAGAGCAUUAGACAGACACUCCGGAAAUUACACGUGUAAGGCAAGUAACGCUCAGCCAGCACGUGUUUAUGUUCAUAUAUUUAACGGAGACAAUCCUGCAGCAAUGCAGCACAGUCUAGCAUCAACACGAUCAACUUUUCUCGCAACACUAGCCUGGCUCAUCAUUUCCGCCGUCCAAACUUCUAUCGACUCACAACUAAGAAUUUUUUAA